UACCGUCUGAUUCAGCAUUAUUAGAGCCUGCAUCUAGUCAGUUACACGAGCCUGAGCCUAAGUCCAUACCCGAACCAGACCCACUCGCAGUCAAAGACAUGACGUUCUGCGAGAACACUGAUCCUGAAACGCACCACCUAGAGAACAUCACGUCGACUGAACAUCACGACGAGUCCAGACCUAAGAGAGCAGCGGCGCUUCGUGCUCUUGAGAAGAUUAAGGAGUGGACCAGCAACUUAGUCGCAGUUUUGCUGCCUGUAGUGGGGAGUGUCGCGACCAACGCGAAACUGUAGAGCCCAAGAAUAUUCCCCUGCGGCAACACUGGCGGCGCCCUCUGGGUGGAGCCAUAAUCACGGAGUGACAAUCAGCCGCCGUAACAUAAAAGCAAGCGAAGCAGAUUAGAGGCUCACCUGGCCCCGAGAAGGUUGGGACAGCGUGAGCGUGGAUGAGGAAUCAUCUACAGAGAAGUCAGGAACGCUAGCUUAAAUUCAAGUUUGUUGCAACGCACCAUAGAUCUGCAGUACGAGAAUAAAAAGCGCUCUUAUUCCUUAAAAUGGAGUAUGAUAAAUGGCUUUCUGUUCGUCGUCUUCGUUUACGAUUUAUCUUGCAAAUGCCCAAACUACACUUCGGCGUUCCACUACGCAGAGUAUGCCUUGGCUACAGUGUUGGGCAUAAGUUUGAUACAGCAUGGCUACCAGCUGUUCAAGCGGAGCCCACCGUUGGCCAUCACACCAAGGCAGCGCGAUUUGCUUGGAGUCGGUGAUGCAGACACAUCAUUCCGCAUAAUCGAGCAGCAAUCUCUGUCCUCCCACUCAAUCUCGCCGGACGUUUCUUCGCUCUCGGCGUCACUGUCUCCGCGGUGGCGCCGUAACGCCGACGCCGGCAGUCGCUCCGCGUCGGCGUCGCCGCCGGAGCCGCCGCGCGCCGACACCACUCCCGAUUGCUUCAUCUCUGACUACUCCGAGCUCGACCACUAUCUCAAACAAUAUGAAGAGCGCAGCAUCCUGGAGUCUUCCCUUAACGUCAGCACUAGCAGCCCUACGCCCAUGCCCCCGCCGCACUACCAACUAGCCACCUUAGAUAUAGAAAGUAAACUAGAAGACUCUGGCGCCAAUGACCGCAGCGGACUUAGCGGAGCUCCUCAAGUGUGGUGGCGCCUUCAACUCGACCCUCAGAGGCUCACCGAUUGGAACCUCAAUUUGAGACUGUGGCUCCAUGUAACGAUUUUGGAGCGUCUAGUGCGAGAAAUGGCGGCCGUGGACGAAGCGCUAUCCAGAAUAGGUCUGCACGACGUCAAAUUGGGACAUGUAUCUGUGGAGCGUCUUAGACAGAGUGCAAAAACCGUUGGCUGCGGAUCCCUGGCUGCCGUCCUGCCUUUCCUCGAGGCUUUUCCUGACCAGAAGUACCUCGUGCAAAGGAUUAAAGAACUGGCAGUUGGUGGUUGCCUUAGCAACUACAAAUGGAACGGCGGCGGCAGCGACUAUGAUGACAACAAACCAACAGAUGCAGAGAUAGUGCUACAUUUACUAGCCACCUACCUCGACGGACAGUUACCUGACGUCGGCCGUAAGGCGUUCACAGAGGGCCACAUAUCUAGCGCGCCUUCACCACCGCCGCGCGGCGCCGGUGCGUUGUCUAUACACAAAGUUACCAGUCGGCCGCCGCACUACGUACUAGCGUUAGAAGAUGAUACUAUUGAGGUAUGUCGCGGUCGAAAUAACCUCCUUCACACAAUACUGCUGCUCAUCGCUGCUUGUGCGCGACGCACCCCACCCGCGCUUCACCGAGUGCAUCUCGGCCCAGCCGGCCUCAACAUGCUGUGGAUAAUAUCGUAGGCGUGCACAUAAUACCAUGCCAUACUCAGUUACUCACACUCGUAGGCUUAGAUAAUCAUAUCAAAUUGUUUAGUGAUCUGGAUUGGGUCAUAGAUGUGAUACUAUCACACCAAUCAAAAACUCGCAUUGUGUGUAUAGAUACUUACAAGUAUGUUGUGGUAGAAACAACCUUAUAUAGCGGCUUGCGUGACGCACGUUACACCGGGUGCACCUCGGCCCGGCUCAACAUGCUGUGGAUCAUAUCAUAGGGGUGCACAGAAUACCAUGCCAUACUCUCACUCGUAGGGCACAGUAUAAUAAAAAGUACUAUCGUACUGAGGGCCACCUAGGCUGCAAUCACAUCGCAUGCUGAUUCGGGUUGGGUCACAGA
This is a messenger RNA of Leguminivora glycinivorella, 2205 nucleotides long. Its product is annotated as transmembrane protein 209. Bases 561 to 1835 code for a protein of 424 amino acids. Gene Ontology annotation, cellular component: membrane. The transcript is spliced from 12 exons. NCBI's taxonomy places the organism in Eukaryota, Metazoa, Arthropoda, Insecta, Lepidoptera, Tortricidae. The record is from RefSeq and is a predicted model, not a curated record.